This is a messenger RNA of Mastomys coucha (southern multimammate mouse), 4929 nucleotides long. It is a transcript of the gene Arl15, whose product is annotated as ADP ribosylation factor like GTPase 15. Gene Ontology annotation, molecular function: GTP binding; GTPase activity. Lineage: Eukaryota; Metazoa; Chordata; Mammalia; Rodentia; Muridae. The transcript is spliced from 5 exons. The coding region runs from base 1793 to 2377 and encodes 194 amino acids. The record is from RefSeq and is a predicted model, not a curated record.
UAACUUACCUAUUUGAACUAUACUUCUCGAAUUGUUUAUAUGGCUACCCUUAGUGCCUAUUUUACAGUACACACUGGCAUACAUGACCUAAUGCCAUUGCCUUCACUCAUGGUGCUGGGGGGUGGAACAAGCACCCCCAGCUCUGACAUCAGAAGACCAACUUGAGUCCUGGUUCUGCGCCUUCUUUAGAAGGAUCAUCUAUAGUCCUAAGAAGGGGCCCUAGGGCAUUUGACUCUGGAGUUGGGGGCCAAUGCUGUGCAUGAAGUUAGGAUCCAGUGCUGAUGUCUCUCCAAAUACCUGUUGAGCCCAUGAAAUACCCUUAAUGUUAUGCUUUAUUCCAGUGACCCGAUUUCCUUGAGAGUGAUUUGGAAAACACUUUAACAUUUACUCAAGGAUUUUCUUGUUCUUUGAAGUGGCACUUAGUCUAUGAGGUUGGCUUAAUGUCAAGGUGAAAUUCUUGAGUAAGAACUGCUAAAGAAUAUGAAUUUAUAACAACUUUGAGAUGCCAGUGACCUCUAGUGCCCAAUACAGCCCUCACUGGGCAAAGUGGCCACACUGGUCACAUAGGUUUUGUAUUCCCGGUUUGUUUCAGAAGUCAGGGGGCUUGGGGACACCACCUGGCAGUGUUCUCUUUCCCUUUUUGCGCCACCCCCCUUGUCUUUUGUUGUUGUGUCUUUUAGGACCAGUCCUGGGAUGAAAAGCUUCAAAGAAGUUGAAACUUUGCAUGUUGGACUCACUUGUAGUGCCUCUGGAAACCAGCCCCUGGGGCUGGGUUUUUAGCUCUAGCCACCAAAUGUCAGGUUUACCAUCCAGUGUCAGGUUUACCAUCCAGUGCUUUCCAACGUUGUUAAACUCAGGGAUAAAGUGAUGACUGACAGCAAGGAUUAACAGAGUAAUGAUUGGGGAAGAGUAGUCAGGUACUCUCCUUUGAAUCCAGGUCCCCUCCCAGAAGAAUGGCUCUAGAGAUGGCUCAGCUGUUAAGAGCGUUUGCUUUUUCUUGCAGAGGACCUAGUUCAGUUCCUAAAAUCCACAGGACCGCUCACAAAGGGUCCAUAACUCCAGUUCCAGGGGAUCUGAUGCCCUCUUGUGGCCUCAUCUGGAACUUCAUGAACAUGGUGCACACACAUAUACAUGCAUGGAAAACAUGUACACACAAAAGUAAACUACAUAAAUCUUUUUAUAAAAAUUCUUCUUUGUAAACUACCACUACUUUAGAUAUAUGCUGACACUCUUGUGACUUCAUUUCAUUUUAUUGCAUUUAAAAUGUAGAUCCAAUUAGAAUUUAAGAGUGAGCUUAAUUUGUGGGACUAUAUUUGCCAUCUUAAUUAUAGGACUAUCUUCUUAUUUUAUAAUUCAUUUCCAUGUUCUUAGAAAUACAUACCAGCAUGAUAAAAUCCCAGAUAGAUAUUCUGGCUUUGUAGAUAGAGACGUUGGGAAGUAAUAAAUACCAAAAGAGGUCAGAAUUUGUCUUAAAGAAGCCUGUUGAACCAGCCGUUUCCCACAUAAUGUGAGUUUGAAACUUCAGUGCCGCUCAAGCUGGGCCACACACCAUGCAUUGCUCACUCGGGCCUUUAGUUUUAAGUUUGUUGUGCCUGUUAACAAAGGGCACACCAGAUCUAUUUUCUUGCGGCAAUUUGGCUGACUUAUAGGAAGUGGCAGAGUCAUAGAAAACCUAAGUGAUAAUUGUAGGCUUAAGAUGGGUUACGAGAUGAAAGAGUUUCAACUGUACAAAGAAAAUGUGUUGUCGUGAGUGCCAGUCAUCGUUGUGAUCGGGAGGAGACACCAACACAUCAUGAAAGAGAAUUUCAUAUGUUUUCGAGCACUUUGCUGCAAGGGACCACCACCUGCGCGCCCUGAAUAUGACUUGGUUUGCAUAGGUCUCACGGGCUCUGGGAAGACCAGUCUGUUGUCCAAGCUCUGCAGCGAAAGCCCGGAGAACGUUGUGUCAACGACAGGUUUUAGUAUAAAGGCAGUGCCAUUCCAGAAUGCUGUUUUGAAUGUAAAGGAACUUGGAGGAGCUGAUAAUAUCCGGAAGUACUGGAGCCGCUACUACCAAGGAUCUCAAGGGGUAAUAUUUGUAUUAGACAGCGCCUCUUCAGAGGAUGAUUUAGAAACUGCUAGAAAUGAACUGCACUCCGCUCUUCAGCACCCACAGUUAUGCACUUUGCCCUUUUUGAUAUUGGCCAAUCAUCAAGACAAGCCAGCAGCUCGCUCAGUACAAGAGAUCAAAAAGUAUUUUGAACUUGAACCACUGGCACGUGGAAAACGCUGGAUCCUGCAGGCCUGCUCUCUGGAUGAUGUGGACACACUGAAGGAUAGCUUCUCCCAGCUCAUAAACUUGUUAGAAGAAAAAGACCACGAGGCGAUGAGAAUGUGAGACCUGACACAAAAGUUCCGGGAAAGCCUUGAACCCACUGUGUUCGUUCCCUAUCCUGAUUCCAUGUUGGUAUCGAGACUGGCCAGGCUUCGGUAUCUGUUUUCCUCUAGCUAUUUCAGACUUUCAUCUCUCUGUUACUGUGACUAUUCUGUAAAUUAGGUGGAUUAUCAUCGGCAUUAACGUCAAGUACACACUACUGAGAGAGAAUCAAUUCUCUGUUUACCACUAAUUAUCUUCACCGCAUGGCUCUUCCUCCUGUUGGUCUAAGAAUCUCUUCCUUGCUUUGUGCUAAAGUGGACGGAACUCACGGCUCAUGGAAAUGAAACCCCUUCUGAAGACCUCAGAAAGGAUCACAUGUCUUCACUAACUUUCCUGGACUUGGGAUCGAAGGAUUCUGAGACUCCACACAAUGUAUACGCCAUUGACAUUUUCAUGAUCUCUUAAGGGGUUCGAGUUUUUUACAUUUUAUUUUAUCUCGUCUGGUUUUCAUAUUAUUUUCUUGUGUGUGUUAGGAUAUUGACUUUGUAGGCUGAGUGAAAAAUGGCCACCCAAAACUUCACCCAAUCACCUUCUCAUAAAUUUGGCUCUGAAAAAACGUAGAAAGUAGACAUGCAAGGACUGCUUGAUCCUGCCUGCAGCCAUGUCCCCUCCCUUAGGAGGAAGGCAUCCUCGCUGAGGGGUGGGAGCCAAUUUAGUCAAGAACAGGCACCGCUGAUUUGUAUUUCAUCAACUCCUCAAAUAUUUCUUAACAUCAUUAGCCUGCAUAAAACCAAGCUGCAACAUAAGCAUUUGCUUUUCCUAAAAAUCAGAAAUGUUUGAAUGAAAUCCAGAAAAUGGCUUUUCAAAUAGCAAACCUAACAGCCAAAGUAUAAUUCAGGCUUAGGACUUAAGCUGGCAUGGAUUCAAUGAAGCUCAAAGAUGAACCCCGUUAUUUAUUCGUCAAAUGCUAAUGUCACUUAGGGGAGUCUGUUCAGGCCUCCAUUGAGUAGUUAAAGGUCUGUCAGUAUUUUUAUUAUAAACCUCUAUUUUCAGGGGUGUCAAUGUGCCCUUAGAGUAUGCUGGGCUACAGCAGAUAAAUAGACUCAGUCUUUGAAACUAAUUUUUCCACGUAAUUUAAAUGAUAAAAUUGCCUAGAAUAAAAUGUACAGUUUUAGUAAGAUUUAGCACCUUUGACCUUUUCUAAAUCAGGACUAAUCUAUGAAUAUUCAGGUUCAUAGAUGAAAUAUUCUUUGGCAUAUCUUGUAGACACUUGACCACUCAUUAAAAUACUAAGUGGCCAAAUGAUAGAAAACUGCUCCUUAUGCCCAAGCAAUAAAAAAAAAAACAAAAAACAAAAAACAAAAACAAAAAAAAAAAUGUCUGUCAUUUUUAGGUAGUGUAGACUGAUAUCCAGAUGCCACAGACUUAAUGCCAUAUUUAUCACAAGGUGACAGGAAACCUUGUGACUCUCCAGAGGAUAGUCCUCAGACCCCUCACAGCACUCAAAUGCAGUAUUUGUGAUUUCAUCUUGUAAGUGGAUUUUAAUAAAAAUAACCCACAUUUCUUUAAGCCUUUUUAAAUAUAUAUACAGCAUGGACCAGAGAAGGACCCAUGAUGGUUCAUUUUGUCUAAAGUACCCCUGACUAUUUUUAAAACUGUGUGAUGAUCCACGGGCAGCACAAAUUUUUAAUCCCCAUGACCAGUUACACAAUUCCUGUUUUUUAUUUUGUCCUCUCUCGCUCAUCUUCCGUGAAAAUAAAUAAAUAAAUGAUUUUUUUUUUCCAGGCUUUGCUCUCCCUGCAAGUUCAUUAAACGUAGAAAGUUGUCUUUUGAAGAUCCUGUGGCUGAGUGCUCCUCGCCAUCUGUUAAAUGACUUCCCGUUGUCUGUGUGUGUUCAUGUGCGCCAGCUAUGGGCUCCUCCACAGCCCUGAGACUGAGACUGUCUGAGGCGGCUUCACAGCCGUCAGAAUGAAAACAUUAUCAAUCAGUACCCAACAACAGCUGUUUUUGACAAGUUUCUGUCUGACGCCUAAUGCUUUACAACUGUCAAUAAGGCUCUUUCUUUGUCUAGCAGGUCGCAGCUCUCUGUCUUACUGUUUCCUCUUGGCAUCCUGGACUCUGUAACCCUAGAAUUUGCUGUGUUUGGGAAACCCAGGUGGGGGAGGGGAGAGGGAAGGGGAGGGAAUGUGCGUCUUGUUCUUACUUUUGUAUAAGGUGCCACAGGUGUCUUGGUUUGCAUAUUCAAAGAUACAGGAAAACAGUCUGUUGUGUAUUUCCUCAGUUAGCAUCUUGUUAUAUUUAUGGAAGUGACCCAUUUUUGUACCUUCUUAGCUUAAGCAGUUGCCUCUUUUUAUACUGGCAAUUAAUUUAUAUAAGACUUUGUAUCUACCAUAGUUUACAGUAUUGGUUGCUGAAUAACUGCCAUAUCACCCUGUCUUUCUAUGGAGAUUUAAUCUAUCCAGACUUAAAAGUUGACAGGUUCAUAUGGGCAUUUGCUAGGCAACAAGAACCUGCCCUAUUCAUGAUUUAUAUGAUUUCCACUGUCUUGCAAUGAAAAUAAAUGCUUAGUAGAA